GCGCUCCGGCUGCCAGCCCUCCCUUCCACGCUCUGGCUCCUCCUCUGUCUUCACGCUCACGCCAGGCCCUGAGCCCCGCCUCCAUGUCUCGGCGCCAACUCCACAUCCUGGCUCUUAUCUCUGCCUUCCAGGCAUCCCCCAGCUGCACGCUUGGGCCCGGCUCAGAGCCCUAAGCCCUGCCUCCUGGUCCUGGCCCGGUUUGCCAGAACUGCACCGCGCCUCUCCGCCCAGGCCCAAGCCCAAGCCCAAGCCCAAGCCCAAGCCCCUCCUUCACACCCGAGUCCGAGCCCCGCGUCCUGGAUUCGGACCCGCCUGCCUGGGGCGGUGCUGCACCAGGUGCGGGUGUGGCAGGCGUCUCGGAGCGCCAGGUGCAGCUUCCGGGUCAAGAUGGUCGCCGCCUGCCGCGCCGCAGCGGGGCCCCUGCCAUCCCGCCGCCUCCGCUGCCUUCCCGCCCGGGCCCCGCUGCUGCGCGUCGCCCUCUGCCUUCUGUGCUGGGCCCCGGCGGCUGUGCGCGCGGUCCCUGAACUCGGGCUCUGGUUAGAGACAGUCAACGACAAAUCAGGACCUUUGAUAUUUAGGAAAACUAUGUUUAACUCUACAGAUAUCAAGUUAUCUGUUAAGUCAUUCCAUUGUUCUGGGCCUGUGAAGUUUACCAUAGUGUGGCAUUUGAAGUAUCAUACCUGUCACAAUGACUAUUCUAAUCUGGAAGAGCUGUUCCAAAAACAUAAACUUAGUGUUGAUGAAGACUUUUGUCAUUAUUUCAAGAAUGACAACUGUUGGACAACAAAAAAUGAAAACUUAGAUUGCAACAGUGAUUCACAGGUGUUUCCCUCUUUGAAUAAUAAAGAACUAAUAAAUACCAGAAAUGUUUCAAACCAGGAAAGAUCAACGGAUGUGGUAGCCAGAACACAAAAAGAUGGGUUUCAUAUCUUUAUUGUUUCCAUUAAAACGGAGAAUACAGAUGCAAGCUGGAAUUUAAACGUUUCUCUUUCUAUGAUUGGGCCUCAUGGAUAUAUCUCUGCAUCAGAUUGGCCCCUAAUGAUUUUUUACAUGGUGAUGUGUAUUGUUUAUAUAUUAUAUGGCAUACUUUGGCUGAUGUGGUCUGCCUGUUAUUGGAAAGACAUAUUAAGAAUCCAGUUCUGGAUUGCAGCUGUUAUUUUCCUGGGAAUGCUUGAAAAAGCAGUUUUUUAUAGUGAAUACCAAAACAUCAGCAACACUGGACUGUCAACCCAAGGCUUAUUGAUCUUCGCGGAGCUGAUUUCUGCGAUGAAGAGGACGCUGGCUCGCCUGCUUGUGAUCAUCGUGAGCCUGGGCUAUGGCAUUGUGAAGCCUCGUUUGGGAACAGUCAUGCACCGGGUGAUCGGACUGGGGCUUCUCUACUUGAUCUUUGCAGCUGUUGAAGGCGUGAUGAGAGUCAUUGGGGGUUCUAACCAUUUAGCUGUUGUUCUUGAUGACAUUAUUUUAGCAGUUAUUGACUCCAUUUUUGUGUGGUUCAUUUUUAUUAGUUUGGCACAAACUAUGAAGACUCUAAGGCUAAGAAAGAACACUGUGAAAUUUUCAUUAUAUAGACACUUUAAAAAUACUCUGAUCUUUGCUGUGCUGGCUUCUAUAGUGUUUAUGGGGUGGACAACUAAGACAUUUCGAAUUGCAAAAUGCCAGUCAGAUUGGAUGGAACGCUGGGUUGACGAUGCGUUUUGGAGCUUCCUUUUUUCUCUUAUCCUUAUUGUAAUCAUGUUUUUGUGGAGACCAUCAGCAAACAAUCAGAGAUAUGCCUUCAUGCCCUUAAUAGAUGAUUCUGAUGAUGAAAUUGAGGAAUUCAUGGUAACUUCUGAAAAUUUAACCGAAGGAAUAAAAUUAAGAGCCUCAAAAUCAGUUUCCAAUGGAACAGCUAAGCCUGCCACUUCUGAGAACUUUGAUGAAGAUUUGAAAUGGGUAGAAGAAAAUAUUCCCUCUUCAUUCACAGAUAUAGCUCUUCCAGUGUUAGUGGAUUCAGAUGAGGAAAUCAUGACCAGAUCUGAAAUGGCUGAAAAAAUGUUCUCUUCAGAAAAGAUAAUGUGAUUGGAACCCAUAUAAGUGAAAUGUAGUUAAGUCUGAAGGACUAUCCUUCAUCAAGACUGAAAGCGAGCUUUGUUUUGAUAUUGCAUAACAAAUUUCUAUUGUGUUAUCUGGGAAGUCUGUGUAUCAAAAUGAAGAAUUCAGGUGGUAGGAGGGUUCUGCAGUCCUUUUAAAGCUGACUCUUGAGUGUCAGUUGAAUAUCCAUUAAAUUGGAUUUGGAAAUAACCUGAGGAAAGUAUUAUGAGAAAGAUCUGCACAGAUGCCUCUUAGCUUACAGGUGGCAGGCCUGUGGGUUUGGGUUCUCCCUCUUUUCUCUGGAACAUAUGACAAUUCCAGAUUAAAGAAAAAUGUUUUUUUUUUUGUUUGUUUGUUUUUGUUUUUUUUUUUU
Molecule: messenger RNA, 2443 nt
Organism: Piliocolobus tephrosceles (Ugandan red Colobus)
Lineage: Eukaryota; Metazoa; Chordata; Mammalia; Primates; Cercopithecidae
Gene: TMEM87B
Product: transmembrane protein 87B
Exons: 19
Coding region: 388-2058 (556 amino acids)
Biological process (GO): retrograde transport, endosome to Golgi
Cellular component (GO): Golgi cisterna membrane; Golgi apparatus
Source: RefSeq, a predicted model, not a curated record